AUGACCUCUUCCUCCACGGCCUCCACCCGAAUGCAGCAACCCAGGCCCUUGACCCCAUCUCUCGUCACUCACACCUUGUGGAGAACGGCCAGCCGCCAAUCACCAACCUGCAGCCGUGCCGUUGGCUGCCCCAGGGCUGGAACAAGUACUCCUUGA
Messenger RNA from Colletotrichum costaricense, 156 nucleotides. RefSeq lists its product as uncharacterized. NCBI's taxonomy places the organism in Eukaryota, Fungi, Ascomycota, Sordariomycetes, Glomerellales, Glomerellaceae. The record is from RefSeq and is a predicted model, not a curated record. The transcript has a single exon. The coding region runs from base 1 to 156 and encodes 51 amino acids.